Nannospalax galili (Upper Galilee mountains blind mole rat) is the source of this 2392-nucleotide messenger RNA. It is a transcript of the gene Agxt2, whose product is annotated as alanine--glyoxylate aminotransferase 2. The record is from RefSeq and is a predicted model, not a curated record. Gene Ontology annotation, cellular component: mitochondrion. Gene Ontology annotation, molecular function: pyridoxal phosphate binding; L-alanine:glyoxylate transaminase activity. The transcript has 14 exons. Bases 261 to 1805 code for a protein of 514 amino acids. Gene Ontology annotation, biological process: glyoxylate catabolic process. Lineage: Eukaryota; Metazoa; Chordata; Mammalia; Rodentia; Spalacidae.
UCCUCUCUCUUUCCUUGUCUCCUCUUUCUCUUCCCUGCUUUUCUGCUCUUACUCAUUUUUCUUCCCACUUAAGGUACCAUGGCAAACAAUGCCAGGCUGUAAGGUUUGCUUGAAGUCAUUAAUAGCCACAAGUCUACAAUUCCCUUUCUAAAGUUUCCUCCCCCUUCUAAUCUCAAAGUCCAGCUGGUCAGUGAGCAAUUGGAGCCCAUCCUCCCACUGACCUGCUUCCACUGUUGGAAUUUGCUUCCUGCCUGGAAGAGAUGGCUCUUGCCUGGAGACAUUUGCGGAGAGCCUUCCACUUGGAGACUUCGUCUUUGAGAAUACUCAAGACGUACCCAUCCUUGAGCUUAGGUGCUUCCAGGACACCCGCAUCUAAGCUCACAUUUCAUACAAAGCCCGAAAUGCCAUCAUGUGACUUCUCACCUGAGAGAUACCAGUCCCUUGCUUAUAGCCAUAUCCUGGAGAUUCAUAAACAACAUCUUUCUCCUGUGAGAACAGCAUAUUUCCAGAAGCCCUUGCUGCUUCACCAGGGACACAUGGAGUGGCUAUUUGAUUCUGACGGAAACAGAUACCUGGAUUUCUUCUCUGGGAUUGUCACUGUUAGUGUUGGUCACUGCCACCCGAAGGUAAACGCAGUGGCACAAGAGCAGAUGGAACGCCUGUGGCACACGAGUUCCAUCUUCUUCCACCCUCAAAUGCAUGAAUAUGCAGAAAAACUUUCAGCACUUCUUCCUGAACCUCUUAAGGUCAUUUUCUUGGUGAACAGCGGCUCAGAAGCCAAUGACCUGGCCAUGGUGAUGGCCAGAGCAUACUCAAAAAAGACAGACAUCAUUUCCUUCAGAGGAGCCUAUCAUGGAUGCAGUCCCUACACACUUGGUUUGUCAAAUGUAGGGUCCUUCAAGAUGGAACUUCCCAGUGGCAUGGGCUGCCAUUCAACAAUGUGCCCAGAUGUUUUCCGUGGCCCUUGGGGAGGAAGCUACUGUCGUGAUUCUCCAGUGCAAACAAUUAGAAAAUGCAGCUGUGUACCAGACUGCUGCCAAGCUAAAGAACAAUAUAUUGAACAGUUUAAAGAUACACUGAACACUUGUGUGGCCAAGUCAAUUGCUGGAUUUUUUGCAGAACCAAUUCAAGGCGUGAAUGGCGUUGUCCAGUACCCAAAGGGAUUUCUGAAGGAAGUCUUUGAGCUGGUGCGAGAGAGGGGAGGCGUAUGCAUUGCAGAUGAAGUGCAGACGGGAUUUGGAAGGUUGGGCUCUCACUUCUGGGGCUUCCAAACCCAGGAUGUGAUGCCUGACAUUGUCACCAUGGCUAAAGGGAUUGGGAAUGGCUUUCCCAUGGCAGCAGUUGUGACCACUUCAGAAAUUGCCAAAUCAUUGGCUAACUGCUUACUUCAUUUCAACACCUUUGGAGGAAGCCCCUUGGCCUGCGCCAUUGGAUCUGCCGUACUUGAGGUGAUCAAAGAAGAAAAUAUGCAGGAAAACAGUCAAGAAGUUGGUACCUACAUGUUACUGAAGUUUGCUAACCUCCGAGAUGAGUUUGACAUCAUUGGGGAUGUCCGAGGCAAAGGCCUUAUGGUAGGAAUAGAGAUGGUUCAGGACAAGAGGAGCCGCCGGCCUCUUCCUCUUAAAGAAGUAAAUCAAAUCCAUGAGGAUUGUAAAGACAUGGGGCUUAUAAUGGGCAGAGGUGGCCCUUUUUCUCAGACUUUCCGCAUCAUGCCCCCAAUGUGCGUCACUAAGCCGGAAGUUGAUUUUGCAGUUGAAGUAUUUCGCUCUGUCUUAAUUCAACACAUGGAGAGAAGAGCUAAGUAAAAUUUUAGAAAGAAAGAACCACAAGCCUCAAGAACUUCUCACUUUGCAUGAGGAUGCAUUUGGGGAAUUUCAAAACGAGUGGGAUUAGAUGAAAAACAGCUCUCUGUGGUACUUAUGAAAGAUGUGGUUGACAUACUUGUUAAUAUUUUGCCCCUAUUCUCCGAGAAUUCUAUCUUGCAGGGAAAAUCUCUAUCCCUGACUCACAGAAUAAGUCUUCAUUAAUAUAGACUUGUAUAGGAUGAUUUUAUUUCUUUUUGUAUUGACUGGUUUUUAAAUGAAUACAUGGCAUGUUUGUAGUCAAUGUAUACUGAGAGAAAAUCUUUCUGUGGUGGUGGCAUCUCUGGACAAAGGUUUCUUCACACUUGGCUCUUCAGUUCAAAUGCUUCUUGUUGCACUGAAAACAAUGCAUGUCAUGAUGGGAUUUCUCAACUCACAUCAGGCAUCUGGGCCCAUGAAGGUACUUGGAAAGUGAAUAAAAACUGAGUGGUUGGUAAUGUCAAUGACUCACUCACGACGAAUCCUGGAGCCACCCUCUCUUAGAGAUUCUUGGCAUAUAACAUAAUAAAUUCAUUGUGCUACUUAAGACA